UAUUACACCUAUCAUUAGAACGAACAAGGAAGCGAUCUCGACAUCGAAAGAAAAAACCAACACACAUACACCAUCCCAGAACCGAUCGAAGACAAAUAAGGAACAAGUCCGGCGUGUCGGGAGCCCACAUAGCGCACCGCGAGCGCCUCGGCGUCGCUGUCGGUAGUACCGUCGUCGGUCAGUCAGUCGCGGUGCGUCUAUCUUCCGACGAGCAGGAGCGACGGUCGUUGUUUUGGUCAGGAGAGCAGGAAUCGACGAAGGUUGUAGGACGAGGCUCCAGGUGUUGUUGGAGAAACAUGCAUCGCGGGGUGCUGAGUUUCGCCCUGCUGGCGGCUUUGGGGGCGGUGUGGUUGACGGAUGCAGCUUCUCUGGAUCUCGGAAUUUCAAAAGAACUGGAAGAAGUGAUCAAGAAAGACAAUUUUGUCGUCUCCUUAAAACACAUCAAACCAAGAAGACGUUCCAGAGGCAUCGAUACAUUAUUUACAGUAGAUUUUCCAGGAUCCGAAAAUAAGUUUUCUUUAUUACUAGACAAGAAAAAUAAAAAAAUUAUUGUUGAAACUCUGGAAGACAGCAGAGUUAGAGAACAGCCCUUCAUAGUGGACUCUCUUAAAAAUGAGGAUCGUAUAAUCAAAUCUCUAAUCCUCUCAGUUAACCAGUCUCAACCUGGUGCUCACGCAAACUUGUACCUCGACUGUGUGUCUUAUGGCAUGGUAGCGACACCUAGAUCUAUGAGAGAAAUGUACACUAGUAUGAGAACACCAGCCCUAGAAGUGUUUCACGAAAAGAAAAAUUAUAUGGAGGUCGAAGGCCAUAGGGACUUAAGAGCGAUCCUAAGCAAAAACGAGUGUCCCCUUUCCAUAGAAAAACACUUCGACGUUGAUUUUGAAAAGGAUAUAGCCCAAAAUCUAUUGAAAGACGAUCACAGUUACCAAUCUCAACAACCUUACGGUCCAUCAAGCGUUGAUUACAGAGGAGACAUACCUUUGGUUACGACCAUAAACGAUGUUGGGUUAAUUGACGCACUCAACCAGCUGAUCAGAGUGGUUAAUCUAGAAGUUCAGAAAUGUCAAGGUCAAGCUGAAGCUUUCGACAAGCUGAGAAGACUGAUAGAGGAGUGCGAACUGUGUAAACAGAGGCCACCAGAAAUUCAGCGACCAACAUGUGCCAAUAACCCUCCCAGGUGCUUCCCUGGGGUACAUUGCUAUGAUACAAAUGAUGGACCCAGGUGUGGAUCGUGUCCACCAGGAUAUCUAGGAGAUGGGUACGAGUGUAGACCAGGCAGGAGAUGCUCAGACCACCCAUGUUUCGACGGCGUAGAAUGUAGAGACACUGCUGAUGGCUAUCGAUGUGGUCCAUGUCCCGCAGGAUACGAAGGAAACGGUGAAGACUGCCGCAGAAGAAACCCUUGCGAGUACAACCCUUGCGCACCAGGAGUACGAUGUGAACCUACCAGUGAACACCCAUUCUAUUACUGCUUAGGAUGUCCUGAAGGAUUUACAGGAAAUGGUAGCAGAUGUUAUGAUAUUGAUGAGUGUGAUCUCGUUGAACCCUGUGCACCCAAUGUAGAAUGUACCAAUCUUAGACCAGGAUAUCGAUGUGGUUCAUGUCCACCAGGGUAUACUGGGGGAGACAGUAGAGGAGUUGGAGUAGAUGAAGCUAGAAGAAACCGACAACAAUGUGUAGAUAUAGAUGAAUGUUCUGAGUACAGGGUUUGUGUGGAACAUUCUCAAUGCAUUAAUACUCAGGGUUCUUACAGAUGUGGAGAGUGUGAGUAUGGCUAUUACGGAAAUCAAUCGGUAGGUUGUCAUCAAGAAGGUUAUUGUCGUAGUGGAGUUCGAUGUCAUAGUAGAGCCGAAUGCGUUAGUCUAGGUGGCGGUGAAUACACUUGCCAGUGCGUCACAGGAUACGCUGGCAAUGGAGAAUAUUGUGCAUUUGAUCGUGAUGCAGAUAGCUACCCUGAUACAGAGUUGCCAUGUCGAGAAAAACAUUGUAGACAGGACAAUUGCCCACACACUCCCAAUUCUGGACAGGAGGAUACCGAUGGUGAUGGAAUUGGAAAUGCUUGUGAUCCAGAUCCAGACGGCGAUGGAAUUGAACGUGGUGAUAACUGCCCUUUCAUAGAAACCCCCGACCAACGUGAUUCUGAAACAGAUCCAGAUAGAGUUGGAGAUGUGUGUGAUAACUGCCCAUUGGUUCCUAAUCCAGAUCAAUCAGACAUUGAUCGAGAUGGCUUAGGAGAUGUCUGUGAUCCUGACAUGGACAAUGAUGGAAUCAGAAAUGAAGAUGACAAUUGUCCAAGAGUAGCCAAUCGUGAUCAAAUCGAUAGUGAUCGAGAUGGUCUUGGAGAUGCUUGUGAUAACUGUCCACGAAUUUACAAUCCCCGACAGGAAGAUUCCGACGAUGACAGAGUUGGUGACCUAUGUGACAGUCCAGAAGAUACAGAUAGGGAUGGUGUAGGUGAUGAUAGAGAUAACUGUGUUCACAAGGAAAACCCUGACCAGAGUGACAUUGACAGGGAUGGGGUUGGUGACGUUUGUGAUGACGAUAUUGAUGGAGAUGGCAUUGUUAAUCACAGAGACAAUUGUCCAUUGGUAUAUAACCCGGAUCAGUUGGACACGCAGCGUGACGGUGUUGGUGACGCUUGCCGAAACAACACCGACGGCGAUCCGUACCCCAACCGGUACGACAACUGCCCCAACAACUCCCUGAUCUACAGAACCGACUUCAGCAAGUACCAAACAGUCGUACUCGAUCCCGAGGGCGAGUCCCAAAUCGAUCCCCACUGGGACAUAUACAAUAAUGGCGCAGAGAUUGUUCAAACGAUGAACAGCGAUCCUGGUCUGGCUGUAGGACACGAUAAGUUGUUUGGUGUUGAUUUUGAGGGCACGUUCUUUGUCGAUACUGAGAUCGAUGAUGAUUAUGUUGGAUUUAUUUUCAGUUACCAAGACAACUCCAAAUUCUACACCGUCAUGUGGAAAAAGAACCAGCAAACCUACUGGCAAUCCAUGCCUUUCCGUGCCGUAGCAGAACCCGGUAUCCAGAUCAAACUCGUCCAGUCCUCCACCGGUCCUGGCCAGUUGUUACGUAAUUCACUCUGGCACACCGGAGACACUCCCAAUCAGGUACGACUGCUCUGGAAGGAUCCCAGGAACGUGGGCUGGAAGGAGCGCACUUCGUAUAGGUGGUUCCUGAUCCACAGGCCGCAAAUUGGCUUGAUCAGACUGAAGAUAUUCGAGGGGGAGAACAUGGUAGCUGAUUCUGGAAACUUGUUCGACAGCACGCUAAAAGGAGGGCAGUUGGGAGUGUUGUGUUUCUCGCAGGAGCAAAUUAUUUGGUCCGAUUUGGCCUACAGGUGUAACGACAAUCUAAGACAAGAAGUAUGGAGAGAACUUCCUGCCAACCUGAGAAAUCGUAUCUCAGUAGAUGACACAGUUUACAGUCAUAUCCAAGAGCCAGAACCAUAUCCAUAUCCGGAAGAAGAAGAUUAUUAAUUUUUAAGAAAAUACUAAAAGUCAUCUGGCCCAAGAAAACAUUGUGUUCAUUUCUUCAGGCAUAUAUUUUUUGUUUUGUUGUUAUAAUCCGUUUAUUUUGUACUUAUUUCCACAGGUUGCUAAUAUAGUUUUAUGUCAAAUAUUAUAAAAUUACUAGAUUCUUAUUAUAGAUAUAAUGUUGUUUUAAUUUUAAAUUACCUAAGUAAUUAUAAACAAAUGCUUUAAAACAGAAGACAAAAUUAUUUUGUAUAUUACAAUUUUUUUCAUAUAUUGACUGCUACAUGAAAUAAAACGACAAUUUUGCCACUUUA
Messenger RNA from Sitophilus oryzae (rice weevil), 3802 nucleotides. Its product is annotated as cartilage oligomeric matrix protein-like. The record is from RefSeq and is a predicted model, not a curated record. Gene Ontology annotation, molecular function: calcium ion binding. Lineage: Eukaryota; Metazoa; Arthropoda; Insecta; Coleoptera; Curculionidae. Gene Ontology annotation, biological process: cell adhesion. Gene Ontology annotation, cellular component: extracellular region.